UGAUAUUUCACUGUAGGUUAGAUUAUGAUCAUAAGGUACACAGAAAAAUAAUUAUGUAUGAUGUUGUGGAAAGUAACAUCGAAGAAUUAUAUCCAGAUAUCAAGGAUACCAUCAAGAAUGCGUCGUUUAUUGCAUUUGAUGCCGAAUUUUCGGGGAUACAGUCGGAUGAACAGAUGAAGUACAGCCUUUUCGAUUCGCUCGAUGAUCGAUAUAAAAUACUGAGAAAGAAUAUCAAAUCGUAUGUAAUAGUUCAGUGCGGCAUUGUAGCAUUUAAGCAUGUUCCUGAUAAAAAUAUUUACAAAGCAAAAUCUUAUAAUUUCUAUCUAUUACCAAGAUCAGUGCCAUUUAAAAACAGGCAAUUCUUGUGGCAAGUGAGCGCCCUAGAAUUUCUCUCCACACAUAACUUUGAUUUUAACAAGUUUGUAAAUGAAGGUAUAACGUAUCUUGAUGAGAUAGAUGAAGAUUUAAUGACUAAACAUGUAAAAGAAGGUAAUUUACAACGUAAUUUGGAAUAUCUAUCAUAUGAAGAGGAAGAUGAUUUCAAGGACUGUAAAAAUAAAGUUUCUGAGUGGAUUUCGACAUAUCCAAAUGAAAUUUCAAUGGUCUUGAAAGCUGCUUCUCCUAUUUUACAAUAUAUGAUGCAUAAAGAGUUACGAAGUAGUUUUAAAAAUAUUUGGACAGUCUAUGGACAUAAAUCGAUAACAGUUAUAAGGGUAUCUGAUGACAUGCGCCUAGUUUUAGAAAACGAGCAGACAGAUAAUUUGGAAGAAAAAUUGUUAAAUUGUUGUAUAGGUUUCAGUAAAGUAUUCAAACUUUUAACUUCUACAAGGAAACCAAUAAUAGGACAUAAUGUACUUUUGGAUUUAAUGUUCAUGCAUCAACAGUUUUAUAAACCAUUGCCAUGUAGUUAUAGGGAAUUCAAAAGUACUAUACAUUCAUUGUUUCCACAAAUAUAUGACACAAAAUUCUUAGCUUCUCAAGUCAAACAAGUACUAGACAAAGAAGUAAAUUGGAAAAUCAGUUCCCUGAGUGCAAUACAUCAGUAUUUUACUUCAAAACAACGAAAAUAUUCCGCAUUCAAUUCGCCCCAGAUAAUGACUGAAAAUAAAUCUUCAGAUGAAAAUGCUUAUCACACUGCAGGAUGGGAUGCAUACUAUGCAGGGUAUAUUUUUGUAAAAAUGGCACAUAUACUAUGUAUAAAACAAUAUGGAGAGGGUUUAGAAUAUAGAGCAGUGACUCAUUCUGAAUUAAUGAGUAGUGUAAAAUGUUUUGUAAACUCUAUAAACAUAACAAGAGGAAAUGAAGUAUAUUCGAAACUUGAUGGAGAUGAUCCAUUGUCAACAAGACCAGAAUGGCUUCAUGUAAAGCUAAACUCACCAUGUAUAAAUAUAAAAGAGGUAGCUAAGGUAUUUUCAUCUUUUGGACCUAUUGAUGUGAUGCCUUUUGCCCGAAAACGUGUACUGGUAGCCGUUGGAAACCACAGAAGCGCGCUCGACAUAUUGACGUAUUUCAAGAACAGCAAGGAAUUUCAGGUGGCGAGGUACAGUCCUAUAAGACACGCUCCUCCUCGUAAGCUUAUUUUAUGGGGUGGCGUGGUCCUGUCCGGUGGAAUGCUUGCCUGGAUGAUCCAGCGUGUGUUCAAGAAAUCGGUAAUAUCAAAUUAGUCGCGCGUAUUGUCUCUUUUACGCUACCGACCGUAUUGUGAUGUCACAACGAUAAACACAACACAGACGAAUUUUUGUAUCUCUCUGCUAUGUUGAACAGUAGUAUCGAUCACACGCGAGGAGAAGAGAUCAAAACGAAACAGAGGGAAAAAGCACGUUACUGUUGCAUGUAACCGGACGGUUGUUGAAAUCAUUACUGUUCAUACGGAUCCUCUGUAAAAUAAUAUAGUUAAUUUGUGGCGAUGAUAAGUAACGGCGACAAA
Dufourea novaeangliae is the source of this 1927-nucleotide messenger RNA. RefSeq names its product poly(A)-specific ribonuclease PARN-like domain-containing protein 1. NCBI's taxonomy places the organism in Eukaryota, Metazoa, Arthropoda, Insecta, Hymenoptera, Halictidae. Gene Ontology annotation, cellular component: endoplasmic reticulum; cytoplasm. The transcript is spliced from 12 exons. The coding region runs from base 54 to 1664 and encodes 536 amino acids. Gene Ontology annotation, molecular function: RNA binding; poly(A)-specific ribonuclease activity. Gene Ontology annotation, biological process: nuclear-transcribed mRNA poly(A) tail shortening. The record is from RefSeq and is a predicted model, not a curated record.